AUGAACGUCUACUACUUUGUGCCAGAAUUAAAAACAUUCGUUGAGGCGCAGCAGUACUGCAGAGAGACCUACACAGACCUGGCAACUAUUGAAAGCAUGGAUGAUCUGAGUUUACUUGCGACCGGACAGGUCACGUCCAGCGGCGCGUGGAUCGGGCUGAUGAAAGGCAGCACUUUCUACUGGAACUGGGCUCUGUCAGACGGACGCUUUUAUAGAGAAGGAGAGAGAGAAUACAGAAACUGGGCACCUUUCAAGCCCGACACAAUAUAUUAUCAAGACUGUGUCAUCAUGACUUACAAAGGACAGUUUGAAAACACCAACUGCCUCAAUACCUUCAACUUCAUCUGUUUUGAUGCAAACAAUAUUGAGCAGCAAUACUUCUACAUCAGCUUUCUGUACACAUGGAGAGAAGCUCAGAGAUACUGCAGACGGUAUCACACAGAUCUGGUCAGCGUGAGGAACCAGGGAGAGAACCAAGAGAUCCAGCAGCUCAUUCCCACAGAAGGAUCCGCAUACAUCGGCCUCUUCAAAGACUCUUACAUCUGGUCCGACAACAGCGGGUCUUCCUUCAGAAACUGGGAUUCAUUUCAGCCAGGUUUGAUCGGAGAUUGUGUUGCGUUAGUGGAGGAAAGAUUUUGGAAGACGAUGCUCUGCAGCAGACAGAAACCAUUCUUCUGCUAUCACAUUCAUAUGAAGAGGCAAAUACUGAGACUGGAGGUGAAAUCUGGUCUGAAUGUGAAUGAUCCUGAUAUAAAGACGGCCAUCUUAACUGAGAUCGAGCAGAAGCUGCAGAAACUGGGAGUGAUGGCGAACAUCACCAGACUGGAAUGGAGAGAAGCAGCAGACGGAACGGUCUUUCAGAAGAACCAGAACAAAAUCAGUGUAGAGCAGAUGAAAAAGAAGAGAUGAACUAUAAGGCCUCUUUUACCAUACUUGUAAAAAGUCUUAAAAUAUGGUAUUGCUGCAUCCCUGUUUUGUUUUUAUUUACCAUCGGUGAAGAUUUAGAAUAACUUUGUUAGAUUAUGAAAUGACACAUGCAGGCCUGUAUAUUUAAAACAGAUGUAGUGCUGUACUAUGAUUUGUGGUUAUGGUUGUUCUUUGUAAUAAAGUAUGGGAGUAAUUGUCUCAAAUGUUUCAUGGUCUUGUGUCCAGAUACUAAAUGGGAUGUAGUGUUGAAAAAAACAAUGCUUAAUGCAAAUAAUAAAAUGUAACUAACCAGAUAACAGGCAU
Messenger RNA from Megalobrama amblycephala (Wuchang bream), 1230 nucleotides. RefSeq names its product macrophage mannose receptor 1-like. Lineage: Eukaryota; Metazoa; Chordata; Actinopteri; Cypriniformes; Xenocyprididae. The record is from RefSeq and is a predicted model, not a curated record. The transcript is spliced from 4 exons. Bases 1 to 909 code for a protein of 302 amino acids.